AUGCUUCCAGAAUACAUGAACAGGAGGGCAGAGUUUGUGGUGCCGCGCAAGACACUCACGCCUGCACCCGCUCACGCCUGCACCCGCUCACGCCAGCACCCUCUCACGCCUGCCACCCGCUCACGCCAGCACCCGCUCACGCCUGCACCCGCUCACGCCUGCACCCGCUCACGCCAGCACCCGCUCACGCCUGCACCCGCUCACGCCAGCACCCGCUCACGCCAGCACCCUCCAGCACCCGCUCACGCCAGCACCCGCUCACGCCAGCACCCGCUCACGCCAGCACCACCAACAGCUGCUCAGCACCCACCAACAGCUGCUCAGCACCCACCAACAGCUGCUCAGCACCCACCAACAGCUGCUCAGCACCCACCAACAGCUGCUCAGCACCAUUUGUGA
Messenger RNA from Procambarus clarkii (red swamp crayfish), 399 nucleotides. Lineage: Eukaryota; Metazoa; Arthropoda; Malacostraca; Decapoda; Cambaridae. The record is from RefSeq and is a predicted model, not a curated record.